Plectropomus leopardus (leopard coralgrouper) is the source of this 941-nucleotide messenger RNA. RefSeq names its product TP53 regulated inhibitor of apoptosis 1 (gene triap1). The record is from RefSeq and is a predicted model, not a curated record. Gene Ontology annotation, molecular function: phosphatidic acid transfer activity. Gene Ontology annotation, biological process: phospholipid translocation. NCBI's taxonomy places the organism in Eukaryota, Metazoa, Chordata, Actinopteri, Perciformes, Serranidae. Gene Ontology annotation, cellular component: cytosol; mitochondrial intermembrane space; nucleus.
UUUCUCAUUUAAUAUCUCUGCCACAUGAUGACGCCAUUACGUUCGACGUCGCUUUGAAGCCAGCCAGCCAAUCACCUGACGCGGUUCAAGGAGAGUCCCGCAGUGCUUCCGUGUUGACGCAGCUGCUGCUUCGUCUUUCGUAAAAAAAAACUCCAGAUUUUUGGUUUCUGUCCCCGCGUCUGUCUCCGGGAGGACACCGGCGGAGAUGAACAGCGUCGGGGAGGCCUGCACCGACCUGAAGCGGGAGUACGAUCAGUGCUUCAACCGCUGGUUCGCGGAGAAGUUCCUGAAGGGGGACCGGAGCGGAGACCCGUGCACCGAGAGCUUCCGGCGGUACCAGCGCUGCGUGCACGCGGCCAUCAAGGACAAGGACAUCCCCAUCGACGGAGUGGACUUCAUGGGUCCCAACAAGGACAAGCCCGAGAGCUGAUCCACACCGAUCGACCGCACCGAGACCAGUACACCGGGGGACCGGGGAAGAGGUCCACGAGGCCCACCGCGCAUGCGCAGAGACGCUGGAGUGUGUGCUGAUGAAACACACACACACACCUGAAUUAUUCUGAUAUUAUUUCUGAUUAUUGUUUUCCUCUCAGAGCUGAUGCUUUUAUUCUGGAGUUUAUUUAUGGUGAAUGUGGAGCCGAAACACGUCGAUUAAUCGAUCAGCGGCUGAUCUAAUCGAUCGAUUAUCGCAGACUCGGCUCGUCCUCUGCUGCAGCUGCUCCCUGUUUACGUCACCGGAACAUUUUGGGACAAAACGAGACAAUUUGAGGAUGUUUUCUUUUGCUUCGGACAUUUUGGAAACUGAAAGAUUAAUAUGAUGAACUACUGCAGUGAUGCUCAACCUACGGCCCGCGGGCCAAAUCUCGCCCCCAGUAGGGAACCGGGUGGCCCCUUAAACAUUUUCUAAUUCACAAUAAAAAUAAAGUGAUUCACACUGUGAA